UUAACACUGUCAAAAGCUAUACCUAAGAUAGGGCUGGACAAAAUGCCAAUAUAUAUAACAUUGAUAUAAGUGAUUACGCGGAUUUAAACCUACCUUAUAUAAAAUAUUUUUAUAUAAGAUUUGCUUUAUGUAGCCUAUUUCCCCGGCGUCAAAUCAGGCACAUAUAAAUCAGGAAACACUCCUGGCUGCAUGUCAAUGUAGCAGCAUGUAGCCUAUAGAUUAUAGAAGUACAUAUAGAUUUUUACAUCAGUGCAUUACAUUUUACAUCAGUAAUGCAACUACAGAAAAAAGGAGUCAUUUAAACCACUUAAUGCAGUCGGUUAUUUUGUCAUUUAAUAUCUGAGUCUGAUCGGCCCCUUUCGCUAAUGGAAACAUGUGACAGCUGAGUGUAUCCAACAUUCCACUUCAUAUUUUCCGUUAAUUACGUAGGUAGGCUACAUCAUUCAGGUAUUUAAAGUGCAGUUUUUAUUAUCAGUGCACUAUUUACUACUACAAUAAGACAUCGAAUAGUGCAGAAUAUUGGGUUCUUUGGUUUCUUCAGUAUAGUCAGUAACACUGAAACAGAACAUUUUAAGAGAUGGCGCAACAGUCGUAUAAAUGAUCUGUGUUUUUGUCCAGUGUUUGUCUCCCUCCAGUGGAUCAUCCUCAUCCUCACCACCGGCAUGAACUGACAGGUCACUGCACUCUCUAUCCCGCCAGGAAUGUGACUAAUUACACUGACUGGAUAUUAGUGAAAUAUUAACACGAGUAUUUCGACACUGCGUCUACACUGUGACUUUCAUAUUGCGUGACUCAGGCAUUUUGAUGAUGUUUUUCCUUAUUAUACCCCGGAUACAGACGGAUAAACGAAUGUCAAUGUCAAUGAAGCUUUGACUUCUGACAGACCGAGAGAGAGAGAGUUGAUUUGCUCAACUUCGCUUCUUCUCUUGUUUGUGUCUGAAGUGUCGCUGUUCUUGUUUUUCCUCUCAUCUUGUUCAUCUGCUGUGGAUCAUGAGCGGUGAAUGGCCGCUGGGAGACGAGAGUUUAGUCAUGUCCCCAUCAGAGGAGGAGAAGUGCGAGGAGCUCUGGGAGCGAGUGGAAGGAGUCCGACACAAACUGACCCGCAUUUUAAACCCGGCGAAGCUUACGCCGUACCUGCGGCAGUGUAAGGUGAUCGACGAGCAGGACGAGGACGAGGUGCUGAACUCCAGUCAGUAUCCGCUGAGAAUCAGCAGAGCCGGCCGUUUAUUGGACAUCCUGAGGGGGCGUGGUGAGCGCGGUCUCCAGGCCUUCAUGGAGUCACUGGAGUUUUACCAUCCGGAGCAGUUCACACAGCUGACCGGACGACAACCGACGCAACGCUGCUCUAUCAUGCUGGAUGAGGAGGGUCCUGAGGGUCUGACUCAGUUUCUGCUGCUGGAGGUGCGGAAGCUGCGAGAACAGUUGCGCGGCAGUCGUCUGUGUGAGCGACGUCUGUCUCACCGCUGCCGUGUGGCCGAGGAAGAGCGCAGCCGAGCUGAACGCAAAGCGCAAGAGCUGCGACAGGACCGGAUGCAGCUAGAAAGGUUGAAGCAGGACUGGGAGUCUGGUAGUCGUGAGUUGGGUCUGCUGAAGGAGAGACACCUGGAACAGGCUGUGAAAUACUCGCGAGCGCUAGAGGAACAGCGCAAAGCUGCGGCGCGCGAGAGGGAACUACUCACAGAGGUGGAACAGCUCAGGAAGAGAUUACUGGAGAAGGAGAAAAGAGCAGACGAUGGCUCCACCCCCCCACUGACGCAUCAUACGAGCUUUGAGGCAUGUGACGGCACAACUGCGGGCCCGGAGGAAACGUUGCCGGUCAUCGUGAGAAAGACAGAGCGUAACUCUGGAAAUCAGGCUCUGUUGGACAUUCUCCAGCAGGACCGGCAGGAGGCUGUGGAGCAGCGGCAGGAGCUGUGCGGCACCAUCGCUCGACUGCAGGGGGAGCUGGAGAGCUCAGAGACGCAGAGAGAGAAACUCACGUCUCAGUGUGAGCAGCUGCAGCUGCGGCUCAGGACUCUACAGCUGGACUGGGAGACGGAGCAGAGCAGGAGUGUGUCCUACUUCAACCAAAUCAUGGAGCUGGAGAGAGAGAGAGACCAGGCGCUGCGCAGUCGUGACAGUCUGCAGCUGGAGUUCACCGACUGCCUGCUGGACAAGAACCGUCUGCGCAAACGCAUCGCAGAGCUCCAGAGCAGCCUGGAGCAGCUGCAGAGAGAGAUGGAGAGGAGCCGAGAUCGGAGAGAGCAGAGCGCCACCUGUCUGCACUGCUCUCAUCUGUCAUUGUUCAGUGAGGAUCAGUGUUUCGGGCCGUGCUGUUCUGUUGAUCUGAGUCCUAGUCCACUCACACUCAGAAUUCAAAAGUCGACCUCUCAAGCUCAGAUCUGCGAGCAGUCUGAAGACUACUGCUGCUCAAAUUCAGAGGAGAAUCUGCUUUCGCCGGAGUGUAACAUGGAGAAGGACAUCAACAGACUCUCGACAUUUCCUUUUCCUCCCUGCAUGAACUCCAUCAACCGCAGAGCAAACGUGGAGUUUGAUCUGAACUCUUGGGGGAGCGACGAGAACGAGACACAAACAGAAGAUUCAGACUCGUGUCUGUUGAGUUCGUGGAGUUCCCUGCCAUCUCAACUCUUUCCUCCUGACAUCAUCAAUGUGAUGCCGACCCUCCCGAUCAAACCUUCAUCAUCGUCAUCCUCAUCCUCACCACGUUUGGCUCCGGCGCUCUCCUCUUUGCCCAAAAGCAUCAGUCUGGCCGAUGACAUCACUAUUGUCGGGGGCAACCGGACAGGCGUGUUCGUCCAGACGGUGAGGGCGGAGUCUCCUGCGAAGCGAUGCGGUCUGAAGGAGGGCAGUGAACUGCUGGAGUUGGAUCAGGUGUCGUUGGCCGAGGGUCGUGUUCGUCUCAGUCAGUGUACGGCUGAAGUGGCUCAUUUCUCGCUGCGGUGGUGGACCGAACCGAACGCACUCAAACACACAGUCAACCAGGAGGGUUACUCUCGUUUAAUUGCUGAACUCUCGUCUCCAUCCUUCACCGGCGCUGACUCGUUUUAUGUGCGCGUGAACCUUGACCUCAGUUCCCAUGGCGACCCGCCGUGUCUCAGUGCUCGCUGUGACGAUGUGCUGCACGUCACCGACACGCGUUAUAACGGCAAAUAUCAGUGGCGCUGCGUUCGCGUGGACAAACACACGGGGGCGCCGCUGCAGGCCGGAGCCGUGCCCAACUACAACAGGGCUCAGCAGCUGCUGUUGGUGAGACUUCGUACGAUGGCGCUUGAACAGAAUCAAUGCAGGAAGAAGUUCUGUAAGAAAAGCCCCGAGCGCAUUCGGCUGAUUAAAGCGGUCGCUUCAAACUAUCGUGCGAUUGGCUCAUCCAAUCAGGUGCUCUACACACUCAGCAACCGUCACGAGGAGCAGCUGAUCCCAUUCAGUCUGGUUCAGAUGGUUCGUGUCUCCAGCAAACGGCCGGUGAUUUUCUCUCCGUCUCUGCUGUCACGCGGGAUCAUCGAGCGGCUGCUGCAGCCGGCAGAAUCCGGUCUGGACUUCAACACCUGCCAUCCAGAGCUGCUGGAGGGUUGUGUGCAUCAGGAUAAAAGUGUGUUCCUCUUAGACUCUUCAGAUCAACCACUGGGAAUCAAACUACAGGGUAUUCAAGAGGUCAUUAACCAGGACAAACACUGUCUGCUUCAGCUGGGCUUGAAUCAUGUGGAGAAUCUCCUGAAGCAGAGCAUCUAUCCCAUCAUCAUCUACAUCAAACCCAAAGACAAGAAGGGCCGCAAGUUCAGGAAGCUGUUGUCAGGGCACAGAGAGGAGGACCUGAUGGAGGCCUGUCAGAUGGAGGAGCUGCAGCUGGAGACUCUUCCUCUGAUGUUCAGUACGGUGGAGCCGAACACAUGGAGCUGCACAGACGAGCUGCUCGCCAUCAUACGCAGCACCAUUCUGAUCCAGCAGAGGGCCGUGGUGUGGCUGGAGCAGGAGCGCGUCCAGUAGAGCCGCAUCGUUUCACACUUACUGUUGUUUAGGCUUGGUUAUGGGGCGAAUGGUUAAUGAUGGUUAUAUAGUGGUUAUCAUUACAGACCACCUAGUUAUGCCUCAAAGCAGGGUUUCUGUGGGUCUUUAAAGAGCUAAUUUCCACAAAUGAAAGCCUAGAAAGGUCUUAAAUCAGAG
Molecule: messenger RNA, 4161 nt
Organism: Megalobrama amblycephala (Wuchang bream)
Lineage: Eukaryota; Metazoa; Chordata; Actinopteri; Cypriniformes; Xenocyprididae
Product: caspase recruitment domain-containing protein 10
Exons: 24
Coding region: 991-3984 (997 amino acids)
Biological process (GO): regulation of apoptotic process
Molecular function (GO): protein binding
Source: RefSeq, a predicted model, not a curated record